Linnemannia hyalina is the source of this 978-nucleotide messenger RNA. The record is from the annotation of a GenBank genome assembly. NCBI's taxonomy places the organism in Eukaryota, Fungi, Mortierellomycota, Mortierellomycetes, Mortierellales, Mortierellaceae.
AUGGCACAGACACAACAAGAACAGGCCAACGCCGCCAAAACCAGCAAGUUCGCACAGAAGCUCGCUGCUGGUGCUAUUGCCGGUAUCACCGGUGUGCUGAUUGUCUAUCCUCUUGACAUGGUCAAGACAAGACUGCAGAAUCAAAAGAAGGAUGUCGCUGGCAAGCUGCAGUACCGAGGAGGUCUGGAUUGCUUCCGCCAGGUCAUCGCAAAGGAAGGAGCUCGCGGUCUGUACCGUGGUAUCGUUCCCAACUUGAUCGGAAUCACCCCAGAAAAAGCCAUCAAACUGGCCGUCAACGACUUUUCGCGCGAAUACUGGGCUGAGCGCACCAAUGUCUCGGAGGACAAGCUGGCGAUCCAGUAUGGAAUGUUGGCCGGUGCCACCGCCGGAUUCUGUCAGGUCAUCGCCACUAACCCUAUGGAGAUCGUCAAGAUCCAGAUGCAGGUCGCCGGCGCUCAAAAGCUCGCCCCAGGAGAACAGCGUCCUACUGCUAUGGGCAUCGUCCGCAACCUUGGACUCCGCGGACUCUACCGCGGCACCCCCGCCACCCUCAUGAGAGAUGUGCCAUUUUCGAUUCUCUUUUUCCCUCUGAACUCGUUCCUCAAGCUCCACGGCGCGGAUGAGAACGGAAAGACUUCGUUCUCUGUCAUUUUGGGAGCAGGACUUGUUGCUGGUGUCGUCGGUGCAUCCGCUGUUACCCCCGCCGAUGUGAUCAAGACAAGACUCCAGGUCGCACGCAAGCCUGGUGACCCUGUAUACCGCGGUAUUGUCGACUGCUUCCAGCAUAUCGUCAAGAACGAGGGUCCUGCUGCUCUGUUCAAGGGUGUCGUUCCAAGAUCUCUCAUCGUCGCCCCCAUGUUUGCGAUUGCAUUGGUUGUGUAUGAGCUCCAGCAGCGCAUCAUGGCCCCCGCUGCGGUUGAGUUGGGAUCCACGCACAUGACAACAAAUGCCUCCAUCAUGAUGUUAGACAAGAAAUAA